This is a messenger RNA of Trichosurus vulpecula (common brushtail), 3645 nucleotides long. Its product is annotated as zinc finger protein 420-like. Gene Ontology annotation, cellular component: nucleus. The record is from RefSeq and is a predicted model, not a curated record. The transcript is spliced from 6 exons. Bases 1 to 2160 code for a protein of 719 amino acids. Gene Ontology annotation, molecular function: RNA polymerase II transcription regulatory region sequence-specific DNA binding; DNA-binding transcription factor activity, RNA polymerase II-specific. Lineage: Eukaryota; Metazoa; Chordata; Mammalia; Diprotodontia; Phalangeridae. Gene Ontology annotation, biological process: regulation of transcription by RNA polymerase II.
AUGGGGAAGCUGGACAGCUGGCAAAGAAGGGAAUCAGUGACAUUCAAGGAUGUGUCUGUGGAUUUCACCCAGGAGGAGUGGGGCCACUUGGCCCCUUCUCAGAAGAAGCUAUACUGGGAGGUGAUGCUCGAGAACUAUAAGAACCUGGUCAGCCUGGGCCUGGCCAUUUACAAGCCAGAUGUGGUCUGCCAGUUGGAGAGAGGGGAAGCCCCUUGGAUGCCAGAGGGAGAUGUCCCCCAGAGCAGCUGUGCAGAUUGGGAAGCAACUGAACCCAAGAAGUCCACUCCAAAGCUUGGUCCUUCAAUGGAAGAAUCUUCUCCUGAACAGCUCACAAGGAAUUAUUCCUGUGUCUCUAAGUGGGGAGAAGCUUUAGAACUUGAUAUCAUGUUAAAAAGGAAGAAGCGUGAUGAGAUACAGUCUAGAAUUCAUACUGGAGAGAAACCCCCCAAAUGUGAUGAAUAUGGGAAGGUUUUGCUCAAAGGCUCACAACUUAUUAUACAUCAUAGAAUAUAUACUGGAGAAAAACCUCAUGAAUGUAAUGAAUGUAGGAAGGCCUUCAGCCAGAGGUCAUACCUUGUUGUACAUCAGAGAAUUCAUACUGGAGAGAAACCUCAUGAAUGUAAAGAAUGUGGGAAGGCCUUCAGAUGGAGCACAGGACUUAUUAGACAUCAGACUACUCAUACUGGAGAAAGACCUUAUAAAUGUAAUGAAUGUGGGAAGGCUUUCAGCCAGAGCUCACAACGUACCCGACAUCAGAGAAUUCAUACUGGAGAGAAACCUUAUGAAUGUAACGACUGUGGGAAGGCCUUUAGUCAGAGCUCACAACUUAUUCAACAUCAGAGAAUUCAUACCGGAGAGAAACCUUAUGAAUGUAAUGAAUGUGGGAAGGCCUUCAGCCAGAGGUUCAAACUUAUUGUACAUCAGAAAAUCCAUACUGGAGAGAAAACUUAUGAAUGCAAUGGAUGUGGGAAGGCGUUCAGCUGGCGUUCACAACUUACUCAGCAUCAGAGAAUUCAUACUGGGGAGAAACCUUAUAAAUGUAAUGAAUGUGGGAAGGCCUUUAGUGUAAGCACAGGUCUCACAGUACAUCAGAGAAUUCACACUGGAGAGAAACCCUAUAAAUGUAAUGACUGUGGGAAGACCUUCCGUCAGAGCUCUCAACUUAUUGUUCAUCAGAGGAUUCAUACUGGGGAGAAACCUUAUGAAUGUAAUGCAUGUGGAAAGGCCUUCAGACGGAGUUCAGAACUCAUUCUACAUGAGAGAAUUCAUACUGGAGAGAAACCAUAUGAAUGUAAUGAGUGUGGGAAGGCCUUCAGACAAAGACCUGGACUUAUUGAACAUCAGAGGAUUCAUACUGGUGAGAAACCUUAUGAAUGUAAUGAGUGUGGGAAGGCCUUCAGUCAGAGGUCAAAACUUACUCUUCAUCAGAGAAUUCAUACUGGGGAAAAAUCCUAUGCAUGUAAAGAAUGUGGGGAGGCUUUCAUCCAGAGCUCACAACUUACUCGUCAUCAGAGAAUUCAUACUGGAGAAAAACCUUAUGCAUGUAAUGAAUGUGGGAAGGCAUUCCCUUGGAUAACACAUCUUACAUUACAUCAGAGAAUUCACACUGGAGAGAAACCUUAUAAAUGUAAAGAAUGUGGGAAGGCUUUUCGAAGGAGCACAGGACUUACUGAUCAUCAGAGAAUUCAUACUGGUGAGAAACCUUUUGAAUGUAAUGAAUGUGGGAAAGCCUUCAGACGGAGCACAGGACUCACAGAUCAUCAGAGAAUUCACACUGGAAAGAAACCUUAUAAAUGUAAUGAAUGUGGGAAGGCUUUCAAUCGGAUCCCAGAUCUUAUUCGACAUCAGAGAAUUCAUACUGGAGAGAAACCUUUUGAAUGUAAUGAAUGUAGGAAGGCCUUUACGCAAAUCACAGAUCUUACUCGACAUCAGAGAAUUCAUACUGGUGAGAAACCUUAUGAAUGUAAUGAAUGUGGGAAGGCUUUCCAUGGGAGUUCUCAACUUACUAGACAUCAGAGAGUUCAUGUUGGAGAGACACUUUAUGAAUCCCAUGAAUGUGGAAAGGUAUUUCAUGAGAAUGAACUAUGCAUAAGAGAAUUUGUAAUGAAGAAAAACCUCACAAAUGCCGCAAGUGUGGCAAGACCUUCAACCAAAACUUAGAACUUAUUCUGCAUCAGAAAAUUCAUACUGGAAAAAAACCUUAUGAUUGCAAUGAAUGUGGGAAGGCUUUUAGUCAGUUCACAAGAUUUACUCAACAUCAGAGAAUUCAUAAUGGAGAGAAACCUUAUGAAUGUAAUGAGUAUAGAAAGGCUUUUUGUGGCAGUUCAUAGCUUUCUUGACAUCAGAGAAUUCAUACUGGGAAGAAACCUUAUGAAUGCAGAUAAUGUGAGAAGACCCUUUGUCAGAGUGUACAAUUUAAUCAACAUCACAUAAUUCCUAUUGGAGAGUAGCCUUUGACUGGUUAAGCCUUGAUGAAGGAAAUGAAUAAGAAAGAUUUUAUCCAGAGUGUGUACUGAAAUUUAGAGAAAUUGAACUAAAGAGAAACCCUGUAGAUGAAAGAACUCCAUGCAUAAUUUCCCACAAUGGCUUUUCCUUCUUUCCUUAAGUUCCUAGCCACUCCCCUUCUAUCUCACGUUGAAGCUUAUAAUUGUUCAUUAAGAAUAUUGUGGCACUUUCACCAGAGCUUCCUCUUUCAAACUCCCUUUUAACAUUCUCAGAAAUCAUUACCCACUUUCUUCCAGUCCCAGAGGAAGGACUGUUCUUCCUCCUUUAAGUUAUAAAUCUUCUGCCUUUCCUGCUUUACCCAGUCCCUUUCUGCCUAUCUAGGAUCUAGCUCAAGCAGCCAUUUCCUUUUAUGCAUCUUCAAUCUACCUUCCUCUACACAUGCUUAGGUCUCAUCAGCACUCUUCUCUCACAUACCACUCAAGGCCACUAGCCCUCAAGGGCUAUCUGUAGUUCUCCUUGCUUUCCCGUCCCUGAAUCUCCUUUUUCCUGAAAAAUUCCAGAGAUUUCAUGUUUUCCUUUACUCCUUUCCUUUCAAUUUGACAUUUGAUGCUGUUACACCUUUCCUCCCAUCCCCUCCAUGCUUUCUUUCUCCUUCUCAGGACUCAGGCUUGGUUUUUUUCCCUCAUAUCUUUAUCUUUUCUCUUCCUUAGGGUUUGCCCUUUUCCAACCUUUUAAAUUGAGUGUUACUAAUGGUUUUGCCCUUGGCCUUUCCCCCCUUCUCUCCCCACUUUUGAAAAUCUUUUAAAACCUUGAUAGAACUAAGGUGUUAUUUACGACAACAUCUCAUACAAAGUUAAAAUAAAAACAUCAGAAAGUAGGAGUCUGGGAAAAGAAAGGAUUAGUUGAGUUUGAGCCACAGUUUCAUUCUGCAGAAUAGCACAUUUACUUUUAGAGGAUAUUUUGGUAGAAUCAGAAAAACUAUACACUGAUUGCAAUAAUGUAAAUAAGGAGAAAAAUUAAUUAAAUCUGAAACUUGUAAAAUCAUAAUGACCAAGCUUGGCCCUAAAGAAGAAAUAUGAGGAUGCGCCUCCCCCCUUCCCUCUGAAACAGUUCCAUAUACUAGUUAUUGUAAGAGAUGGUUGUCUGGGUAGAGGAAAGGCUCUAUUGAGAAUAAAAUAGUGAUGUAAAAUUGAAAAAAUA